UGUUUCGCGCGGUUUUUCGUUUAUAUUCACUUGGCCCGUUACUUGUUGCGUUGAGUUUCGCCUGUUUUCACGUUAGAACUAAACUUUCCAAGUUAAGUUUGUAUUUAAUCGAAUUUAUAAAUAAAUACAAGUGUUACUACUAAUAAAAUGGAUGUAGCCGAUGUAAAUGUUGGACAAAUUCGCGUAAAAGACGAGGUUGGCGUGCGAUGCCAGAAACUAUUCCAAGAUUUCCUUGAAGAAUUUAAAGAAGAUGGAGAAUAUAAAUACCUUGAACCAGCAAAGGAGCUCCUCAUCCAGGAAAGAAGCACCAUUGAAGUGAGUUUUGAAGAUGUAGAACACUACAACCAGAACCUCGCAACCACCAUCAUUGAAGAAUAUUACCGCAUCUAUCCAUACCUCUGCCAAGCAGUCUCCAACUUUGUCAAGGAUCGCAGUGAUCUGAAGAAAGAAAAAGAAUGCUAUGUUAGCUUCAUUGAUGUGCCUACCAGACACAAAGUCAGAGAACUAAAAACUGAGAAAAUCGGCACAUUGAUCAGAAUCUCUGGACAAGUUAUUAGAACUCAUCCAGUACAUCCUGAACUUGUUCUUGGAACAUUUGUCUGUGCUGAUUGCCAGAGUUACAAAAAUGUCGAACAACAAUUCAAAUACACAAAUCCAACGAUUUGCCGUAAUCCAGUCUGUAACAACCGCAGUAAAUUCGUCUUGGAUGUCGAUAAAUCCGUGUUUGUCGACUUCCAAAUCCGCAUACAAGAAACACAAGCUGAACUUCCACGUGGUUGUAUUCCACGCAGCGUGGAAGUAAUUCUACGCGCUGAAAACGUUGAAUUAGUCCAAGCUGGCGACCGAUACGACUUCACUGGAUCACUUAUUGUUGUUCCAGACGUGGGAGCUAUGUCUCUACCAGGAGCACGCGCUCAAAUCAACUCCCGUCAUAAACCAGGCGAUGAAGCAGAAGGAGUCCGAGGCUUAAAAUCACUCGGUGUAAGAGAUUUACACUACCGCGGCUUUCUUGCUUGUAGCGUACAACCAACCAACCCACGUUUCGGUGGAAUUGAAAUGAACCUGGAAGAGAUGACACCCGAAAUGAUGAAGAAACAGAUGACAGAAGGCGAAUGGAAGCACAUGUAUGAAAUGAGCCACGAUCGCAACUUAUACAACAACCUAAUCCACUCAUUAUUCCCGUCUAUUCAUGGAAAUGACGAAGUAAAACGUGGAAUUCUCUUGAUGUUAUUCGGAGGAGUCUCUAAAACAACCGUUGAAGGAACAUCUCUUAGAGGAGACAUCAACUGUUGCAUUGUUGGUGAUCCCAGCACAGCAAAAUCACAAUUCCUCAAACAAGUAUCUGAAUUUUCCCCUAGAGCAGUCUACACAUCAGGAAAAGCAUCCUCGGCAGCUGGUUUAACAGCAGCUGUUGUAAAAGACGAAGAAUCUUAUGAUUUCGUCAUAGAAGCCGGUGCGUUAAUGUUGGCAGACAACGGAGUAUGCUGCAUUGAUGAAUUCGAUAAAAUGGAUCCAAGAGAUCAAGUUGCUAUCCACGAAGCUAUGGAACAACAGACUAUUUCUAUUGCUAAAGCAGGAGUUCGUGCAACUUUGAAUGCAAGGACUUCAAUCCUCGCUGCUGCUAAUCCCAUUGGUGGACGUUAUGACAGAGCGAAGUCUCUUCAACAAAACAUCGCCUUAAGUGCACCUAUCAUGUCUCGAUUUGAUCUGUUUUUCAUCCUGGUUGAUGAAUGUAACGAAGUUGUCGAUUAUGCAAUCGCGCGUAAAAUCGUAGACCUCCACAGUAACAUCGAAGACAACGUUGAAAGAGUUUACUCUAAAGAAGAAGUCCUGCAAUAUAUCACAUUCGCCAGGAAGUUUAAACCGAUCAUUAAUGAAGAAGCAGCUGAAUUGCUCGUUAGACAUUACAAUAAUCUCCGAUUGAGGGAUACAACUGCAACUGGUAAGUCCACAUGGAGAAUCACCGUUCGACAACUUGAAAGUAUGAUCCGCCUGGCUGAGGCGAUGGCUCGAAUGGAGAUCUCUGACGAAGUUCAACCGAAACACGUAAAAGAAGCUUACCGUUUGUUGAAUAAAAGUAUUAUCAGAGUGGAACAGCCUGAUAUUCAUUUGGAUGAUGAUGAGCCGGCUAUGAUCAAUGAUGAACCCGAGGAUGUGCCCAUGGAGGAAGGUCCUACCAAGAGGAAACUUGUGAUGAGUUAUGAAGAGUAUAAAACGUUGAGUAAUAUGAUCAUCGUGCAUAUGCGUAGGGAGGAAGCGCGCGGUGAAGAGUCCGAGAGUGAUGGGAUGAGGAAGAGCGACGUGUUGGAGUGGUAUUUGAAUUUGGUUGCUGAUCAGAUUGAGUCGGAGGAUGAGUUGUUGGAGAAGAAGGAGUUGGUUGAGAAAGUUAUUGAUAGACUUAUCUAUACUGAUAAUGUUAUUAUUCCUCUGCGUAAAGUUGGGCUCAAAGGCAGUGCGAAAACUGAUGAAGAAGAAGAUCCGCUGUUGGUUGUCCAUCCGAAUUAUAUUAUCGAUCAGUAAAUGUUUUAAAUUUAAUGUAAAUUUCAAGUAUUGUCACUCAAUUUUUAUAUUUAUUGAGGUUUAGACCUAGUUAUUUUAUAUGAUUCUGUAUUUUUUGGAUACAAUUACAUCUCACGUUUUAUAUUAA
This is a messenger RNA of Dalotia coriaria, 2647 nucleotides long. RefSeq names its product DNA replication licensing factor Mcm6. Gene Ontology annotation, molecular function: single-stranded 3'-5' DNA helicase activity; single-stranded DNA binding; ATP binding. The record is from RefSeq and is a predicted model, not a curated record. NCBI's taxonomy places the organism in Eukaryota, Metazoa, Arthropoda, Insecta, Coleoptera, Staphylinidae. Gene Ontology annotation, biological process: DNA replication initiation; mitotic DNA replication; double-strand break repair via break-induced replication. Gene Ontology annotation, cellular component: nucleus; MCM complex.